Molecule: messenger RNA, 681 nt
Organism: Fonsecaea erecta
Lineage: Eukaryota; Fungi; Ascomycota; Eurotiomycetes; Chaetothyriales; Herpotrichiellaceae
Exons: 1
Coding region: 1-681 (226 amino acids)
Source: RefSeq, a predicted model, not a curated record
AUGGGCGGCUCCCAUGUGCUCGCGGUCAUUGUGACACUCCUCUCUGUGUUGGGGCGAUACUCGGCGUUGGCUGCGAAUUCCUGCGGCACGGAUCAGAAUCCUUACUGCGCUGGCGACAGCACAUUUGAACAAAUAUGCUGUCCUUAUCCCAAUGUCUGUUACUGGCAAAACCGAAAUGGUCAACCAGGUUGCUGCCCAGCUGGUCAAGUCUGCGAUGGCUCCUCCCCUUAUUACCCCUCGACCCCUCAGCCAACGCUCACCCUACAAACAACUACUAUACAUCCAUCUACCAUUACAAUAACACCGACCCCUGCUCCUCCGCCCUCGACCACUGUUAUUAGCGGUGGGGGGAUCAUCAUUGUCACUUCCGUGCCUAACAGCGGUUCCACUGUCACCAUUACUACCAACCCGAACAGUGUCAGCACCAUAACCACCGUUUAUGGCGGCAGUUGCGGUGGUGGUUGCGCGACGGUUACUUCUGGGGGGGCUGGCGUCUACUCGACUGUCACUUCGGUGAUUGGUGGUGCGUUCUCCACUGUUACUUCCGGAGCAGCCAGCGCAUUUUCCACCGUGUCUGGGAUCUUGGUUGGCUCCAAUAGUGCUCCCAAGCUGAGCCCUACCUCGAUGUUUGUGCACUUCAUGGCUACUCUGUUUGCGCUCGUGGGGAACUUGCUCGGAUAA